Messenger RNA from Marchantia polymorpha subsp. ruderalis, 2550 nucleotides. Lineage: Eukaryota; Viridiplantae; Streptophyta; Marchantiopsida; Marchantiales; Marchantiaceae. The record is from the annotation of a GenBank genome assembly.
GGGCGACGACUUGUGAAGAGGAAUCGAGGGGGUUCUUCGUUUGUCAUGGCCGCAACCGUCGUGCACGCCCAGCUGGGGCUUGGCGCGUUGGGGCUGGGACCGUCGACUGGUUUCUUCAGUCUGGGCAGGUCCGUGAGAGUUGGCGAAGCUCGGGGGACGAGAGGCCUGCGUGAUCGGUCGCCUUUGAUUGUUCGAGCUGCGGCGUCGAGGUCAUACAAAGCGGCAGCCGCGAGCGGGGCUGUGAAUUCUCAGAAGGGACCAGGAAAUUUGUUGCUGAAUCGACUUACGGGCAAUGGCGCUGGGUUCGCACCAGCCACGGGUUCAAUGGAAGAACUGGAGCUGGAACUGGGAGUCUGUAUCCCAUUCAAAAAGUACACUCCGGAGGGGGUGCGUAAAAAGGUCCUCAGCACCCCUAGUGACUAUGCAAACAUGUUCAGCCGAGGUGUCGAAAUUCUAUGGACUCUAGGCGUUUAUUGGGCUUCACUGUCCUAUGAUUGCCUUGUCCGAAGGGGCGAAGAGAUGGUGCCUCUGCGAGCUGAGCAGCUUCGCACUUUACUUGUUAAACUUGGUCCUUCUUUUAUCAAAGCUGGUCAGGUUCUGGCGAACCGGCCUGAUAUAGUUCGAGAAGAUUACAUGAAUGAGCUGUGCACUCUGCAGGACGAUGUCCCGUCAUUUCCUAAUGAGGAGGCUUUUAGGAUUAUGGAAAAAGAAAGUGGGAGCCCAUUAGAGCAAGUGUUUAGCAAAAUAUCAGCCGAUCCUGUGGCAGCUGCGAGCUUGGGUCAAGUCUAUCGGGCAACUCUCCGUAGUACCGGAGAGGAGGUCGCAGUGAAGGUGCAAAGACCAGGAAUUGAACCUAUUAUAUAUAGAGAUCUGUUUCUAUUCCGACUUCUAGCGUCAUUUCUAAAUGGCUACAGCUUGGAGAAGCUAGGAUGCAACGCAGAAUUGAUCGUGGACGAGUUUGGGCAGAAGCUACUUGAAGAGUUAGAUUACGUCUUGGAAGCUCGAAACAUCGAAGAUUUCUACAGGAACUUCAAAGACGACCCAACUGUAAAAAUUCCUCGAUGUUACAAGGAUUUGAGUGGCCCCAACGUGCUGGUGAUGGAGUGGAUAGAUGGGAUCCGGUGCACUGAUCCGCAGGGAAUUAAGGAUGCUGGGAUCGAUAUAGAGUCGUUCAUCACCGUUGGUGUUAGUGCAGCUCUGCGGCAGCUGCUGGAGUUUGGUCUUUUUCAUGGAGACCCUCAUCCCGGAAACAUAUUUGCUAUGCGUGAUGGCAGAAUCGCCUAUGUUGACUUUGGGAAUGUGGCCGAACUCAGUCAGAGGAACAAGCAAGUUCUUAUAGACGCAGUCGUUCAUGCUGUCAACGAAGACUACGUGGAGAUGGCAGGGGAUUUCACCAGGCUGGGAUUUUUAGCCCCUGGUACUGAUGUGACUCCUAUUGUACCAGCACUAGAAGCAAUCUGGCAAAACUCCACUGGGAAGGGAUUGGCUGAUUUUAAUUUUCGAACUGUCACAGGGAAGUUUAAUCAGUUGGUCUACCAGUACCCCAUUCGCAUUCCCGAGAGAUUUGCAUUGGUGAUUCGAUCUCUCCUUACUCAGGAGGGAAUUUGUCUCACGUUAUCACCCGACUUCAAAUUUUUGGAGGUGGCCUAUCCUUACGUGGCCAAGCGUCUUUUGACAGACCCAGAUCCAGCUUUGAGAGAAAGACUCCUGCAGGUCCUUUUCAAAGACGGCCACUUUCAGUGGAAAAGAUUGGAAAAUUUAAUACAGCUGGCGAGAGAGCAGGUUACAAUGAUGAAUCGUAAUCAACCGUUACAGAGAACUCUUGCUGCAGAUACAAGUCUGAGAAACAACAGGGAGAGGAGGAAGACGUUUGUCGGUGGGAAGCUAGAUCUGACGGACACGAUCAAAGAUGGUGCUCGCGUUAUGGUGACUGACGCUGCUUUACGCCGACAGCUCCUUUUGGCCUUCACAGAGGACUCCAGAUUACAUAUACAAGAGGUUGUGGACAUCUAUAGACUGGUUGAAGGAGAAUUCGACCCGGCAACAGUUGCGACAGAUAUCAUUCGAGGAAUUCCAAAUGUCGCUCGGGAGUUGAUGCUUUCGUGGACUGAAUCGGUACUAUCAGAACGUUAGGAACAUAUAUUUCGAAACAAUUCACCGUUCUGAGCAUCAUCUACUCGAUUGUUGAGGACAUUAGAAGAAACUCACUUGUACUUUAUGAUGUAUUUUUAGAGAAAGAUUGAUCCCGAAACUAAAUGAAAGGGAAGAUAGAAAUACGAUUGAAAACUCACAAAAAUACUGAACCAAGUUCUGAACUUGUGUUUGAAUCAUCAUCGUCUCAAUGGGCGAUUAUGAUUAACCAACUUAGUGGCUCAUCCGUGUAGGUCAUCCUCUUAUUUUCAUCCACUUCAGAAAGCUGAACAGUAGUCAUGCCAGAAGGGUGUACCUGUGAGUUUUCCUCACUCAAUUUUGCAGUAUGUGCUCAAUUGGGAGUGCAGCUAUCUGGUGAUUCGUUUCUGACACCACUUUGCAUCAAUAUAUGUAAACGCG